Nasonia vitripennis (jewel wasp) is the source of this 1679-nucleotide messenger RNA. RefSeq names its product odorant receptor 101 (gene Or101). The record is from RefSeq and is a predicted model, not a curated record. Gene Ontology annotation, biological process: detection of chemical stimulus involved in sensory perception of smell; sensory perception of smell. Lineage: Eukaryota; Metazoa; Arthropoda; Insecta; Hymenoptera; Pteromalidae. The transcript is spliced from 5 exons. Gene Ontology annotation, cellular component: plasma membrane. The coding region runs from base 205 to 1377 and encodes 390 amino acids. Gene Ontology annotation, molecular function: olfactory receptor activity; odorant binding.
AUAGAACAUAUACCACAUCUCUCAUUUUACCGGUAAGACAAGUCAUAUUUGUUUAAUGAUCGUAAUUUUUUUGGCGUAUGAAAAGAAAGUUAGAUCGACUAGAGAAGUAUGAUGGGGGUAUACGUUCUCUCAGUUCUGGCAGUUUUGAUCAAGAGUUUGGUUGUAUAAUUCGUAUAAUAUAAGCUUAAAGGGCGGAAACACACAAUGCACUUAAAAUUUGUCGGUAUACUUAGAAGUAAUAUCGAAUACGAGUUGUUACCUUUUCAAUUUGUUGUUUUAACAGUUUGGAAUAUUUGGUGCCCAAAAGAUUGGCCACGCAGGCUUAAAAAUACAAGCAUAAUACUCUUCAUAGUUAUUUUAAUUUUAAAUUUUAUAAUGUGUACUGAAAUGCUCAUUUAUUUUAUUUUAAGUAUCGGUACAGAGCAGUUCAAAUUAACAAAUUUGUUUUUUGUAAGUGCGUCUAUAACUGGUGUAUAUAAAUCACUAAAAAUUAUGAAAAAUCGUAAAAUCAUAAGAUGUUUUGUAAGAAACUAUUUUAAUCACCAAUGGAUAAAAUUGCUUGAUGACGAAGAAAAUGAAAUACACGAAAAAAUCAAUACAAGAAUUAGACAUAUUACGGUCACAUAUUUUAUAUCGAUGAUAAGCAUCAUUUUGAUGAAAGACUUGGGACCAAUAGCAGAAUCUGGACUUGCUAUUCAAUUACCAGCAGAUGGAUGGUAUCCAUACGAUAUCGAAAAUUCUGUGUUGUUUGGAAUAACAUACGUCCACCAAGUUAUACUUGGUUCUUUUGUUAUAUGCGCACACGUAGGAAUAGAUACUCUUUUUGUUGGACUGUUACUCAAAUUGUUAGGCCAAAUAAAUAUUUUAAAGCACCGCUUACAAAUAUUAGGAAAUUCACUUGACCAUAAAAUGAUCAGUUUGAACAAAUUUGAGUCAUUUCAAACGGUGCAAAAACACUUAAUUUUAGAAUGCAUACAUCACCAUAAACGUAUUUAUAGAUUUGGAGAAGAUCUCAAUAAAAUAUUUCAAGAAAUGCUUCUGAUUCUAGUUGUAUCUUCUUUGCCAAAUAUUUGUAUUAAUAUAUAUGCCUUAUCAUCCAACCUAAAAAACAUAAACAUGGAUUAUAUUGCUACCUUUUUUUCAACUACUUCUGCGUUUAUACAAUUUUUUAUUGCAUGCUGGUUUGGUAAUGAAGUAUCUUUAAAUAGUGUCGAAGUUCGAAAUGCUGUUUAUGCGAUGGACUGGAACAAACUUGAUACACCUACACAGAAGCUUCUUAUAGUUGUUAUGGCCAGAUCAUUGAAACCAAUUGAGUUCUCAAUUAUUAAGGCAUCAUAUACAGCAUUCAACCUUCUUCAGCAGACUUCUAGUUCUUAGUAAUUUAUUUAUUUUUCUAUUUCGUUUGGUAUAUUAUCAAAUCAGGUAAGAAAAAGGUAUACGUUUAAGAUUCUUAUUAAAAAUCGCUAUGCUUAUAAUUUAUCUGUAAAAUUUAUGAUUUGUGCGAUAAUGAUUUCAUAAUGAUACAAUUAGAUACAUGAAAAUAAAUGUACUUGCGUGUUGACGCAUUAAUAUAUCGAUAAAUUACGUGCUUUGUUGUAAGUCACCUCACGAAACGUUUAAUUUACGUUGAUGUUGUAUCAAACUUCUGAACUUUAAUAAAUAACUUGCGAGAUCGAAAA